ACUUAAUAAAUAAACACAAAAAAUUUUAUCUGCAGUUUGAAUUUUGAAAAAAAUAUCGAAUUUUCUUCUUUUAAUUGCUACAUAACAUUUGUCAAUUUAACAUCAUAUAAUUCAAAUUCUCAAAUUUAAAUUUAUUAUUGCAAUAGAAAGUACUGUAGUUAUAGAGUUUUGUAAUUUUGUGUUUUUUUUUUAUUUAAUAACUAAUAUUAUAUCACUACAUUACAAUGAGAAAAACAUUAAAACUAAUGUUUUCCGUAUAUUGUUUGUAAAUUUUCAAGGGAUAUAUUUUUGAAAUUGAUAAGAGUCAAUAAUAAUAGUAAUUAUACUGCAUUGGAACCAGACACCUUGUGCUGUGUGUGUGAAUACAAAGAUGCCAACAAUAAGCUGUGCAAACCAACAUGGACUGACACUGAACUAAAAUAUAAUCCAUCAUGUAAUAUGGGCCCACAGGAUAUUUUACCUUGUAUAGUGUCUGGUUCACAUUUUGAGGAAGAAGAUGGAAGAGUCCUGUGUGCAAUGAUAUGGGGACUGAUUCCACCUUGGCAUCAAGGGAAUUACAAGAAACGUUCGGACAAGUUGUCUACGCACAAUGGCCGUUUGGAGAGCAUACAAACUUCAAAGUUGUACUUGCAAUCUCUGCAGAGGCGACAAAGAUGCAUCGUUGUCUGCGAAGGCUACUACGAGUGGAAAGCUGCCGCAAGUAAUAAGUCUUCGAAGCAACCCUAUUAUAUAUAUGCAGCUCAAGACGAAGGUGUGAAAGCAGACGAUCCUACAACGUGGUCGAAUGAACUUUCCGAAAUAGAUGGAUGGAAGGGUUUUAAGGUGCUGAAACUGGCUGGGAUAUUUGGAACGUACAAAACUGAGAAGGGGAAAGUUAUUCACAGCUGCACAAUUAUCACAAAAGCGAGCAAUGAGAGUCUAUCAUGGCUGCAUCAUCGUAUGCCAGUAUAUUUAAAUAACGAAGAGGAAUGCCAAGUAUGGUUAAAUAAGGACUUACCGACAGAUGCUGCCGUUAAAAUGUUAAAUAAUCUGGCAUUGCAAGAAGGUACUCUGAAGUGGCAUCCGAUAUCUACGACUGUUAAUAAUGUGCAUCACAAAACUACUGAUUGUAGAAAAGAAAUACAGCCAAAAGAAGAGAAGAAGAACAGUCAGGCAUCUUUUAUGGCUUCCUGGCUGCAAAAAGGCUCCACUGGUUUAAGCAAAAGGAAAAGCACAGAUAACAAAAAUACAAAUACAGGCAAAGAGGAAGAUGAAGCAAAAGCUUCAAAGAUUCAAAGGAAAAAAAUUUAAACUUUACGCAAGUAGUGUGAUCUGCGCACAUUCAAACUGAUGUAUCAAAGAGAUAUAUCGAUUAAAAUAUUUGUAGAUAUUUUUAACUUAUUUGUUUCAGUAUUUAUACUGAAAAUAUAAAUUUGUAUAGGUGUUAAUUGUUAACAUGGUGUCGUAAGCUCAGGAGAAUUAACUACCUCUUAUAAUUAUCUUUUGAAUGAUGUAAUAUAUUUUUAAUAUAGUAGUUGUAUAUCA
Molecule: messenger RNA, 1524 nt
Organism: Ooceraea biroi (clonal raider ant)
Lineage: Eukaryota; Metazoa; Arthropoda; Insecta; Hymenoptera; Formicidae
Product: embryonic stem cell-specific 5-hydroxymethylcytosine-binding protein
Biological process (GO): protein-DNA covalent cross-linking repair
Molecular function (GO): single-stranded DNA binding
Source: RefSeq, a predicted model, not a curated record